Molecule: messenger RNA, 909 nt
Organism: Mytilus californianus (California mussel)
Lineage: Eukaryota; Metazoa; Mollusca; Bivalvia; Mytilida; Mytilidae
Product: glutamate decarboxylase 2-like
Exons: 9
Coding region: 1-879 (292 amino acids)
Biological process (GO): carboxylic acid metabolic process
Cellular component (GO): cytoplasm
Molecular function (GO): pyridoxal phosphate binding; carboxy-lyase activity
Source: RefSeq, a predicted model, not a curated record
AUGGACUCCAGUCAUUUUUCUAUCAAUAAAGCUGCCAUGUUGCUUGGAAUUGGUCUGGACAACGUAAUUGCAGUAGACUGUGAUUCAAAUGGGAAAAUGAAGGUAGAUGUCUUGCGUUCAAAAAUAAAACACUCAAUUGCAAACCAACAAACUCCUUUGAUGGUAAAUGCGACAUGUGGAACAACAAUUCUGGGAGCUUUCGACCCGCUGGAAAAAAAUGCCGAUGUAUGUGAAGAGUUUGGGAUGUGGCUACAUGUAGACGUUACAUGUCAGGCUGAUUCUAUGACAUGGAAUCCACACAAGAUGAUGGGUACGCCUUUGCAAUGUUCAGCUAUUUUGUUGAAGGAAAAGAUAAUAAUAGGUGUUUUACUGGAUGUCAACCAAACUGGUGCAACAUACCUAUAUCACAAAGACAAACAUUAUGAUACAAGCUUUGACACUGGUGACAAGUCUUUACAAUGUGGACGUCAUAAUGAUGUCUUCAAAUUAUGGUUAAUGUGGAGAUCGAAGGGUGAUAAUGGUUUUAAAGAUCAAAUUGAUUCGUGUUUCACAUUGUCAAAAUAUCUUGUCAGUGAAAUAAAGAAGAGACCACGUUUCCAGCUUGUUUUGGAAGAGAUACAAGGGCCAAAUAUAUGUUUCUGGUAUAUACCUUCGGGUAUUGUCAUAACAGACGAACACGAUGAAGGGAAAACACAUCUGAACAAGGUUGCGCCGAGUUUGAAAGCCCUUAUGAUGGAAAAGGGUACCAUUAUGGUCACUUAUCAGCCUCUCGGAGAUCUACCAAACUUCUUCCGCAUAGCCAUCUCAAACCCAGAAAUACAAAAAGAAGACCUCGAUUUUGUUUUAAAUGAAAUUGAAGAACUAGCCAAAUGUUUAUAAAAUGUUCCAAAUAGAAGUGCGAAUAAUGAU